Meloidogyne enterolobii is the source of this 443-nucleotide messenger RNA. The record is from the annotation of a GenBank genome assembly. Lineage: Eukaryota; Metazoa; Nematoda; Chromadorea; Rhabditida; Meloidogynidae.
AAUUUAUCUUUUAAUUUUAAUUAUUUCACUUUUUUUAUUUGGAUCUAUACUAAACAUUGCUGGAAGUAAAAAUGGAAACAGACGCACUGCAAAUGUUCGAUCGGUUGGAUAUACUGAUUUCUUUGAGAGAAUAUCCUGAAGCUAGAAAAAUUCUUAUAAACAAGGGUCGUGAAUUAUUGCGGAAAGACAAUCUUUUGGAUGAGAAUGCUCCCGAGGAACAAAAAUCAGCGGAAGAAAUGACCGAAGAAUUGCAGUCUUCUGUUAGAAUUCUUCAAAUUAGGGUUGCAAGACUUCUAGCAGAACACACAAACACAGAAACAAAACUUAGAGAACGGAUAUCUUAUUUGGAAUCAAAACUUCGAAAAUAUGCUGUCCUGGCAAAAGAAAAGGAAGCUCAACUAGAAGAUGAAAAUUCUAAUCAAUUUGAAGAUGAAGGAAAUUAA